CGCAGUUUUCCCUCUCCCGUUCCAUUGGACUGGGCUGGAUCAUUCUCGUGGGCCGACCGUGAGCUCUGUUUCCCUGGUUUCCACCUGCUCCCGUUGGAUGGCUAGCGAACGGUGACACGCGAGCGACGUCCCUCGGCAGUAGAUCGAAGUACGUCAGAGGAUCUCGUUCCCCCCUCCCCUCCCGUCCGCCGCCGCCUUUCUACCCCACUUUCCCGGCGCCAGCUUGUUAGAUCCCGGCGCCAGCUUCAGCCACGAUAUUCAACUAUUGGGUGUGUUAAAUUCUCGAGGAUGAUGAAUCGUCAGUUUGCGAAUAUGAUAGUACACAAUUACCCCAAGGGAGUUUAUUCCCUGCGCCGGAUCAACCUCAUGGAGUAUCUCUUCUACCCUUCAACAGAAGCUGCCGAAAAGGCAGAAGUGAAUAAGAAGGGAUGGUUAUCCACCAUGUUGAAAGGGAGCCCCAAGCAGAGUCUGCCCAAGACGAACAUCAACUUCUCAUCACUGCCUAACAUGGCCGACUUAACUACCAGGCAUUUCUUCUCCCUGCUGAGAGGGCAGGGGGAGGGCUCUGUCAUGUUUGUCAGCCCUAACGUCCACACGAUGAUGUACGACACUAGCACGGACUUCGUCUUUGGCAUGCCACAAGCCAACUUCUGUAAGCAGAGUGACUCAAUCGCCCUGUCCAUCACUCGGCGGAGCUAUGGCCAGGACAACCACAAGCUCUAUGUCAUAGGAAAAGGAGAGGACAAUGCCUUGUUCGAGGUCUUGAACUAUACCAGGACAACUGAUCUGAACAACUCGUCUUGGUACUGGCGACCUCUACCCUGCCCGCCACUGUUUCGGCCGUGCCUGCCUGGCAGCAACAGCAAAGUUUGUCCUCCCUCUGCAGCCGCUGUGUUGGAUGCCGCCACAAUAUGUGUCUCAUCUGUGGAUGCUGGAGCCUGCGCCUUCUUUGACACGGCAACGCGCGAGUGGAGGCAGGCUGGCAGCUGGGUGCUGCCCAUCCACGGUGCGGCGGAGUAUGUCCCUGAGUUUGACCUCUGGUUUGGCCUCGACGAUGUCAUUGGCAACCCCAACCAUUGCCUGCGUGCUUUUGACUUCGAUUCCUCCAGGCGACCGGUGGUGCGGCACUCCUGGAACUAUCUCAGCGUCCUGCCCGAUGAGUGGUUGCCGCGGCAGAGGCACCUGCUAAACAUGGGCUCAGGCAAGUUCUGCAUCGCCACCAGCUUUCGAAAUCUCUUGAGGCACACCUCGUGCAGACCACUUCAUGGUGCAGUCAAUGAGCUUACUGUCUUGACCGGCGUGGAGGUGGUGCGCAAUGUCAAUGGUUUCCAGAUCAUCAAGCACAAGUCUGAAUGUUACAGCUUGGAGGACAAUAGAAUCCACUGUGUGCUCUGAGGAAAACUUAUCUAUGUUUCACUGUUAUUGGAUGGAUCCUUCCAUGUUUUUUCUUCUCAGAUGUGAAUGAAAAUAUUUGCUUACCUUUUAUCCCCAUGGUUGAAAUAGGCAAUUGAUGGCUGGAAGAAUAAAUGAAAACAUCAUGCAUGCUGUGCAUCUUUCUUUA
Triticum aestivum (bread wheat) is the source of this 1561-nucleotide messenger RNA. RefSeq lists its product as uncharacterized. Bases 289 to 1395 code for a protein of 368 amino acids. Lineage: Eukaryota; Viridiplantae; Streptophyta; Magnoliopsida; Poales; Poaceae. The transcript has 2 exons. The record is from RefSeq and is a predicted model, not a curated record.